Molecule: messenger RNA, 487 nt
Organism: Austrofundulus limnaeus
Lineage: Eukaryota; Metazoa; Chordata; Actinopteri; Cyprinodontiformes; Rivulidae
Gene: lyz
Product: lysozyme
Molecular function (GO): lysozyme activity
Source: RefSeq, a predicted model, not a curated record
GGGUGUGUCUGACCAAAUGGGAGUCGGGGUGGAACACCCGGGCCGUGAACCACAACGGGGACAAGUCCACGGACUACGGAAUCUUCCAGAUCAACAGCCGCUAUUGGUGCACAGACGGGCACACUCAUUCAUCCAACGCCUGUCACAUCAAAUGCAGCAAACUUCUGACUAAGAAUGUGGGCGUGGCCAUCAAAUGUGCCAAGCGCGUGGCCAGGAGUCAGGGCGUCGGGGCCUGGGUGGCCUGGCGUGCUCACUGUCGGAACCACGAUGUGAGCUCCUACGUGAAGGGGUGUGGUCUGUAAACCCGCUGAACCAAUCAGGAGACAUCUUGUAGUAACACCUGAGUCACCUGGUCCACCAUCAGCUGAUCGGGUUCUGGUUCUUACUUUUAGUUUGUUUCAUUCUGCCUGACUUCACAUCCUCCAACGUUUCAAUGAUCCACAAAUGAUUUUUGUUCAGUUUCUUCAAAUAAAAAGAAUCAACCUGA